Sporothrix schenckii 1099-18 is the source of this 753-nucleotide messenger RNA. Its product is annotated as nucleoside-diphosphate kinase. Gene Ontology annotation, biological process: UTP biosynthetic process; GTP biosynthetic process; CTP biosynthetic process. The transcript is spliced from 6 exons. The coding region runs from base 1 to 753 and encodes 250 amino acids. Lineage: Eukaryota; Fungi; Ascomycota; Sordariomycetes; Ophiostomatales; Ophiostomataceae. Gene Ontology annotation, molecular function: nucleoside diphosphate kinase activity. The record is from RefSeq and is a predicted model, not a curated record.
AUGGCGCCUGGCCCCGCUACGACAGCGGCCGACGAAAGCCAGCAGCGCGAACGUGAAAGACUGCCCCACCACCAGACACCGCAAAUUUUAACCCCACCACUGUCGUUUUCACUAUUGGCCGUCGUCCUCCUCCUUGUCGCCCUCGUAUACCAGCACCACAACCACCACCACCAGCUGGCCCUUAUUUUUACGUCGCCGGCCGAGCAAAGUUCUGCAUCUUCUCUCUUGCAUCUCGAACCAUCCUCCAAACCUCUUCCAGAAACACCACCCCGUGUCCAACCACCCCAAUCCAACACAAUGGCUACUGAGCAGACCUUCAUUGCUAUCAAGCCCGAUGGCGUCCAGCGUGGCCUGGUCGGCCCCAUCAUCAGCCGCUUCGAGCAGCGUGGCUACAAGCUGGCCGCUAUCAAGCUGGUCUCGCCCACCAAGGAGCACCUUGAGGCUCACUACGCUGACCUGAAGGACAAGCCCUUCUUCCCCAGCCUGAUCACCUACAUGCUGAGCGGCCCCAUCGUCGCCAUGGUCUGGGAGGGCCUUGACGCCGUCAAGACCGGCCGUGUCCUGCUCGGUGCCACCAACCCCCUGAACUCGCAGCCCGGCACCAUCCGUGGUGACUAUGCCAUUGUCACCGGCCGCAACGUCUGCCACGGCUCCGACAGCGUCGAGAACGCCAAGAAGGAGAUUGCCCUGUGGUUCAAGGACGGCGAUGUCAUCUCCUACAAGUCGUCCCAGCACGACUGGAUCUACGAGUAA